CGGAAGUGAAAGAAGAAACACAGCAAUGGCAGCGACCUUGUCCAGAGCAUGAUGCUCAUGACAGUUUAGUCAGUUAACCGCCUAAAAUGCUCCUAUAUCGACAACACAGAGAGACAGUUUGGUGUUUAUAGUGUCCGUUUCAACGUUAGAACCAUGUUUUCCUUAAUAAGGGCUGCAGUCGGCGGACUGACCGGUGUCUGUAGAGCUCACGGUCACCAACAAGGUCUUUUACACAGCCACUUGAAAGUCCUAGCUGCCGGCCUGAAGACCCAAGACAUCCCUCCAGACUAUAGCAAUGUGGUGCUGCCGGAAAAAACCAAACUGAAGUUUUUGAACAAGGUGCCAAACCUUAAAAAGGCCAAGAAAGAGAUGAAGAAGUUGCGGGAUAUCCAAGGCCCAGCAAAGGCAGCAAAUGCCUUCACUACAGGACAGUAUGCUAUUGUGGCCAUGGGAGGGGGCUACAUUCAUUGGGGUCACAUUGAGAUGAUGCGUCUAACCAUCAACCGAAAGAUGGAUGUCAAUACUACAUUUGCCCGCUGGCGUUUCAAUGCCCCAUAUAAGCCCAUCACACGGAAAGGUCUGGGUCAGCGCAUGGGUGGGGGUAAGGGAGCCAUCGACCACUACGUGACACCUAUCCGCUGCGGCCGUUUCAUUGUGGAAGUGGGAGGAAAGGUGGAGCUGGGAGAAGUUGAAACUAUCUUGACUGAAGUGGCAAAGAAGCUACCCUUCCCUGCCAAGGUGGUGAGCAGAGAGAGCCUAGCAGCAAUGCAAAAGAAGCAGGCUGAUAUGGUGGAGAACAACCAGAAUCCCUGGACCUUCAAGGAGAUCGUACAUGGCAACAUGUUGGGAGUCAGGAAGGUGCUCAGCCCCUUCGACCUGCACAAUCAUGGACGCUUCACAGGCAAAUUUCACUUCCCGGGGAGGGUGUGAUGGACCUGAGGAACAGAAAUUAAUACGGUGUCAUACUGUAACACCAUCCAGACCACAUCUUGAAAGAAGCACCCAAAAUUUUCAAAUAGUCAUAUUUGGGAAUCUUCUAUGAUUUUUUUUUAACGCAAAUGUAUCUGUAUGUUAAAAGGAUGCUUUUUCCAUUUUCUGCUUAAAAAACAAACAAAUAAAGUAUGUAUUUCAGUUUCACAUGGUGGCUCAAGGCGUAAAAGUGAAGUGAAAACAUCUCCUUCACUAAAUUAGGAACCAAUAACAACACAAAAUAGCUGAUUGUUGAAGUAAAGCUUUUGUUUUUGGUUGUAAUAGGUACAAUGGAGAAAACCUGUUUGUAUUUUAAGUUGUAACAAAUGUUUAUAGUUUUGAUUUGGAAUUACAACAGCUGGUUUGUUAAUUACCUGGUAAAAUACAAAUAAAUGUAUUAAUUGGAAUGUAGAAAAGACCAAAAAUGAAUAAAAGCAAACAACGGAACAAAUUUGGUACAACAGUAAAUCUACUUACAGCAGGUCAAGAAACUGAGUUUGUGCUUCAGAAAGGACCCUACUGAAGCAAUUAUCGCUAGGGUGCAUCAGC
Molecule: messenger RNA, 1518 nt
Organism: Centropristis striata (black sea bass)
Lineage: Eukaryota; Metazoa; Chordata; Actinopteri; Perciformes; Serranidae
Gene: mrpl16
Product: mitochondrial ribosomal protein L16
Exons: 5
Coding region: 154-930 (258 amino acids)
Biological process (GO): mitochondrial translation
Cellular component (GO): mitochondrial large ribosomal subunit; ribosome
Molecular function (GO): structural constituent of ribosome; rRNA binding
Source: RefSeq, a predicted model, not a curated record